Messenger RNA from Entrophospora candida, 560 nucleotides. The record is from the annotation of a GenBank genome assembly. Lineage: Eukaryota; Fungi; Glomeromycota; Glomeromycetes; Entrophosporales; Entrophosporaceae.
AAAAUGGUAUAAGAAAGAUGAAGAAGAUCGUGGCACUGGAAAAGGAAAUUUCUAUGUUGAAGCAACAAUUAGAUUUAAAAAAUACAACGACACACAAAUCACCAUUGAAACAACCAUGUCUUAGUUACACCUAUGAAGCUGCAGAGACAAAUUCUUAUGUGUGCGGAAUGUUCACGAAUUAUCUGCACCAUACAAAGGAGGAAGAUGAUAGCAUGAAAUUAUGGCAUGAAACAAACGAUGGAAUGUUUUGGGCACUUAAAGGCCAUAGGGUAGAAAAUAGCCAGUUUGGAAUUGUUGGGGUACAAGUUGCAGGUUGUAAAUUACAUUUGAAUGUUCUUAUCAGAGAUUCGGUUGAGGUGCAUCAUUAUUAUAAUUUGCGGGAAUCUGAAAUACCGAUUAGAUAUUCAAACAAUCCUUCUAUUCUAGAGGAAUUCAUAAAUACUUUGCUAAUUUUAUGGAAUAUCUUAAUAGUUAAUAUGUCCUUAUUAUGUACUACACGUCCAUGUAGAUCAAGUAGAAAUUUAGAAGAUAGUUUGACUAUAUCAUCUGAUAUUGAAUAA